UUUUUGAAUAGUUUUUACUCAUUUCCGAUUUAUAAUUAUAUCGGCCAUAUGUACAAAAAUCAUUUGUGAUCUACCAUACAAACAAAAAAAAAACAAAACAAUCAAUCAAUCAAUCAUUCACAAUUAAUCCAUUUAAUCCAUAAGAUCGAAUCGAAAAAAAUUGAGAGAAAAAAAAUGAGACAUUUUAAUGAAUUACUUUUGUAUGUGAUAUUGUUGAAAUUAUUAUGUCAAUUUGUCGAUUGUCUUUAUGAAGAUCAAAUUGGAAAAUUUGAUUGGCGACAACAGUUUGUUGGACGUGUCGAUCAUGUUCUUCGAGCUUCUGAUAUAUGGCAAGAUCAUCAAUUGUUAAUCACAUCAUCGCAUAGUGGUUCAUUAUCUGGUCUAUAUCUUCGAAAUGGUUCGAUAAAUUGGCGACAUUUAUUGGAAAGUUCAUCAAUAGAUUUUCUAUCAUCAUGGCCAAAAUCAGCAAAUUUUUCUUGUCCAGUAUUAUCGGUGAAUGGACGUGGCCGUUGGAUUCGUUGUUGGAAAACGUCCGGUGUUCUUUUAUCUGAACAUUUUUUACCUGAUGAUUUUGUUAAUGAAAUUGAAAAAGAUCCUAGUAAUUAUGACUCAUUAUUUGCAAUGAUUCGUCGUGGUGCUCAACAAAAACCGGCAUUAUUGAUAGCGAAAAUUUCCCGUACAAAUUAUCUAAUUGAAUUUUUUCAUUAUCAAUUUCAAUCAAAAGAAUUACAAUCGAUAGCCCGAUUAAUGGCCGGUAAAUGGUUGGAUAAUAGUGAAUGUCAUAUGAUCAAUGCCGAUUAUAUGAUUUGUGUGGAUCAAAAAAAUCGUGAAUUUCAAUUUAUUGAUCUCAAUGAUGAUAAAUCAUCAACAAGGCAAUUUAAACGCAUUCCGUUGUCCACAUUUGGUUUGACAGCAAACCUUGAGAAAAACAAUGAUAACAAGAUUAGCAUACAAUUAUUACCCGAUUUAUUUGGUGAUAAAACGACAACAAUAUCGAAAUCUAAUCAUCUAAUUUCUAAAUAUUUUGCCCUAAAUCUGGGCAAUGGGCAAGGUAUUGUGAUGUUUAAAAUUGUACCCGAGCUUCAAGAUAAUAAUGGUGGUGCUAGUGGUGGUGCCUCAAUACGUUUGGUGAAAAUAUUUCCAUAUGCCAUACGUGUUACAAUCAUUCCGUUGAUCUCAUCAUCACAAGAACCAUCAAUUAACAUUACAUCCAGCCGUAAUAGCGAGACGGAUAACUUGGAAUUUGGAGUGGCUGUUUUAUUUACAAAAUCGGAUGCAAUACCAUAUGAAGAUCAACGUGAUGCUCAAAAUCAGCAAAAAGUUUUUGCCAUUAAAUUGGCCAUAUUUCAUCUGGAAUCUUGGGCUGAAGUUACAUCGAUUUCAUCGAAAUCAAUAUUAUUUGAAUUUGGUGGAAAAAAUUCACUUUCACCAAUUGCAUCGAAUGGUAAACUAGUCAAACGUUUAGAUCAACAAUGGCAAAUUGAUCGAUUCGAAAUUAUUCCAAUUCGAACAAUGAUACAGAAUAGCCGUUCUGGACGUGAUCAAUUUCGUUAUACAUAUAAAAUGUUAAUAACAACUGUCGAUGGAACAUUGAUUGUAACAAAUCUGAUGGGUAAAAUCAAUUGGGCACGUGAAGAAGCAUUGGCCGAAAUAAAUAGUCUUGUAAUACUUGAUCUACCACUAUCUGAAGAUGAUGCAACAUUGGAACAAGAAUAUGGAUUUGAUGAACGUAAUACAAAUAUUAUAUCAAUGUUUGUACAUCGUAUUAAAUCACAAUUAUUACAAUUAAUGUCAUUCAUACGGCAAACUCAACAUAGUUUAAUGCAUAGUAUGACAAUAUUGAAACGUUCUCAACAUCGUAAUCAACAACAAUUGGAUGAUGAAAAUUCACAUUAUUCUAAUAUUGAUCAAGAUGAUUCUCAAUCGACAAAUCAAUUUGAUGAUGAUGAUGACGAAGAAGAAGAAGUAUUGAUUCGUGAUUAUUUUGGUUUCCAUAAAGUGAUUAUUACACGAACAAAAUCGGGAAAAAUAUUUGCCUUGGAUACAAUAACUGGCCGUGUUAUAUGGUCACGACAUGAACCUUGGUUAGCUGUACAAAAUAAUGAUGUACAAUUUCCAAUAUGGAUACAACGAACCAAUGCUCAUUAUCCACAUUCAGCUGUUUGUACCAUAUUGAAUGAUUAUGAUGAUCAUCGUACAUUUCUUUAUUCAUUUGAUCCGGUCACUGGAACCAUACUGGAUUCACAUUGGUUACCAUAUCGUACUAUACAAGCAAUGUUAAUACAAACAGUGCAUGAUGAAGAAUUUCAGCGACCAUUAUUAUUAUUUGAUUCUGAAUAUAAUGCACAUUUAUAUCCAGAAACAAUAAUGACAAAGAAAUUAUUUGCAAAUGUAGCUGCAAAUCAUUUUAUGAUGAUGGUGAAUAAAACCGAUGCAUUAUUGACUGGUUAUAGUUUCGGUGCUACCACUGAUGAUGAUGGUCCCAAAGCAAAUCCAAUAUGGAGUUUUCGACUUCCACAUGAAAUUAAUAAAUUAAUAUCGAUUAAAUCAUUAUUUAAACGGCCACAUGAAAAUGUUCAUUCACAAGGCCGUGUACUUGGUGAUCGUAAUGUUCUUUAUAAAUAUUUGAAUCCAAAUCUUGUGGCCAUAUUGGUCGAAUCAUUGGAUACACAGGAAAAAUCACUUAUAACAAUGUAUUUAAUUGAUUCAAUUACCGGCAAUAUUAUCUAUUCAAUUGUACAUCGACGUACACGUUGCCCUUGUCAGGUGGUUCAUUCGGAAAAUUCAAUCAUUUAUUCAUAUUAUAAUGAUAAAAUGCGUCGUAAUGAAAUAUCAUCCAUUGAAUUAUAUGAAGGUUUUAAUCAAGUAAAUUCGACGGCAUUUUCAUCGAUUGGUCGCGAUUUAUGGGCCAUACCAAGUGUUGAACAAAAAUCGUUCAUCUUUCCUACCGGUAUUGGUAUAAUGACCGAUACAGAAACAAUGAAAGGAAUCACUAGUAAACAUAUCUUAGUUUCAUUACCAACUGGUGGAAUAUUGGAAUUACCACGUGCCUUUUUGGAUCCACGUCGGCCUAUAAAACCAACACAAGAACAUGCCGAAGAAGGUCUUAUUCCAUAUGUACCUGAAUUGCCUAUACCUUCGGAAACAAUUAUCAAUUAUAAUCAAACAGUUUUUGCUAUACGUGGUAUUGUAACUGCACCAGCUAGUCUGGAAUCAACAUCGCAUAUCUGUGUCUAUGGUAUCGAUAUUUAUUAUACUCGUGUAACACCAUCAAAAACAUUUGAUAUUCUUAAAGAUGAUUUUGAUCAUUUACUUAUUAUGGCCGUUUUAUUAUUAUUAAUCAUAAUGUCUUAUUUGGUUAAAUAUUUGGCUGCAAAAAAAUCAUUGAAUGCUGCUUGGAAAUGAACCAUAUAUAUAUUCUGACUAUUCACAAUUAUAAUAGUCUAGUCAUCAAUCACUUGAAAUCUAGAAAAUUUAAUUCAAAACUUCAAAAAAAAAACAUGUCCCAGUAGAAAAUCAUUCUAUUCAUCUUUUUCAUUUUCAGCCAUUUUUUUUAUACUGUCAAAUUCAAAAACAAAAAAAAAAAACAUAAACUAUUUGUAUAUGUAUAAAUUACAUUUUUGGUACACAACACACACACACACACACACACACACACAGAUUAUUAAUCAGAUAUGUAACAAGUGGAUAUAAAAAUUAAAAAAAAAAUAAAAAUAAAAAAAAAUUACAACAUGUA
Dermatophagoides farinae (American house dust mite) is the source of this 3736-nucleotide messenger RNA. It is a transcript of the gene EMC1, whose product is annotated as ER membrane protein complex subunit 1. NCBI's taxonomy places the organism in Eukaryota, Metazoa, Arthropoda, Arachnida, Sarcoptiformes, Pyroglyphidae. The record is from RefSeq and is a predicted model, not a curated record. Gene Ontology annotation, biological process: protein folding in endoplasmic reticulum. Gene Ontology annotation, cellular component: EMC complex.